Messenger RNA from Pan troglodytes (chimpanzee), 2496 nucleotides. RefSeq names its product translocase of inner mitochondrial membrane 8A (gene TIMM8A). The transcript has 2 exons. The record is from RefSeq and is a predicted model, not a curated record. Bases 99 to 245 code for a protein of 48 amino acids. NCBI's taxonomy places the organism in Eukaryota, Metazoa, Chordata, Mammalia, Primates, Hominidae.
GGGCGGUCCCAGAGGCAGCGAGCUGUGGUUCCGGUUCCGUCGCGGAGACACGUGAAGGUCGGUGCGGAGUUCGUCUCUGCAAGCGUGGUCGCCCUGGGAUGGAUUCCUCCUCCUCUUCCUCCGCGGCGGGUUUGGGUGCAGUGGACCCGCAGUUGCAGCAUUUCAUCGAGGUAGAGACUCAAAAGCAGCGCUUCCAGCAGCUGGUGCACCAGAUGACUGAACUUUGUUGGGUUCCUGUGGCCUAGCCGGAUGGGAGAAGGGUGACUCCGCUUCUCUGGGGACUGUCAUUCCGGACCUCGGCUUUGUUGGUGCAGAGGACUGGGUAUCAAAGAAGACUUAUGCCACUGGACACCCAGCACUUUCAGGCACCCGAGGUUGAAGCUGCCUAGUGCUGGUCACCAAGACUGAUCGGAGCCCCCAGUACUGGGAUUUUAUUUUUGGCAGCCCGAGUCCCAGAGAGUCAGUGAAUCAGUGAAUCUGCUAUUCCUGGACUCCUCGGGAUUUACCUUCAUUACCCAGUUCUAACCCUCUCCGCUGAAAAAUGAGUGGCUCCAGCCCACUAACUAUAAAAGUGGUGUAAUCUCUUCCAACGUACAUACUUAUUUGCUUUCUUGUUGGAUUGUUGUGUAAUACCAAGCCGUUUCGGGUCUGAAGGUUGAGGAAUUGAGCCUGCCCUGUGAGGGGACUUUGGCAAAAGGGUGGAAGGUAUUUGCAGCUUGCCAACAACGUGUUCUGCUUGCCAAGGACAGAUCUCCCUUAAUGUACACAAUUCACAGAAUUCAGAGGCCAAGGAUAAUUUUCCUUGGAAUUAGAGGGUCUGAGGCUUGUGUACAUGGCAGAGAAUAAUGAACGAAAUUUUUGAACCACUUAACUUGAACUAUAUACAGUCAUUGGUUUCCAUAGGCCCUUUCCCAUAAACUUAUAGUAUUGCUGGACUAUGACACCUACCAGAUGCUUACUUAACUCUGGUCUGCCUUGGACCAGAGUGCUUUGAUUCUUUUUUAAAAAUAUCUGUGAUUCGUUACUUUGGGGCUAGGAGGGCGUGUGGUUAAGUACUAUUGCAAGAAUCUGUAAGCUGCCCGGCGCGGUGGCUCAUGCCUGUAAUCCCAGCACUUUGGGAGGCGGGUGGAUCACUUGAGGUCAGGAGUUCGAGACCAGUCUGGGCAACACGGCGAAGCCCUGUCUCUACUAAAAAUAGAAAAAAUUAGCUGGGCGGGGUGGCACCCGCCUGUAAUCCCAGCUACUCAGGAAGCUGAGGCACGAGAAUGGCUUGAACCUGGCGGAGGUUACAGUGAGAUCAUGCCACUGCACUCCAGCCUGGGUGACAGAGCCAGACUCUGUCUCAAAAAAAAAAAAAGAAAAAGAAAAGAAAAGAAAGGAAAAAAAACUGUAAGCUAUGAUGAACCCCUUAGGAAAAUGCAUUCAAUUUUCCAUUCAUCAUGACAGGAUUCAAGAAUCUCUAGCUUAAGUAGACAAGGUUAUAGAAUCUCAAGUCAUAUUUUUUUUCUUCUUUGGUAGGUUUUAGGGUACCUUGCUGAAAUGAUUUAUCCUUUCACCCUUUUAUUCUGUAGUUAACUUAAAGGCAUUUAGUUCAAACAGCAUUGUGGAGUUAAAACCAAAUUCAUCGAAAGGUUACUUCACUUGUAUUUUGCCAUUUUCUUGCUCUGGAAUAUCCCAGCUCUGCCAUUUUCUGGCCCUAUGAUUUUGCGCAAAGUAUCUCUGUGCCACAGUUUUCCUCUUUGUAAAAUGAGGAUUUAUAAUAGUAUCUAUUCCAUAGUAUUGUUGUAAGAAUUUAAUGUAAGGCUAGAAAACAUUGCUGUAUACUUGGUCAGCUGCCAAAUGUGAACUAUCAGUAACAUAUCAGAUAUUAUUUUUAGGUAAAGUUUUUUUUUCUCUAAGCAACAAAAAGGGACCCCUGCCCCCAACCGUCUUUUUCUUUCCAAGUUCCCUUUGUGAUUCUGUAUCUUGUCCUGAGCAGGAGAAGUGCAUGGACAAGCCUGGGCCAAAGUUGGACAGUCGGGCUGAGGCCUGUUUUGUGAACUGCGUUGAGCGCUUCAUUGAUACAAGCCAGUUCAUCUUGAAUCGACUGGAACAGACCCAGAAAUCCAAGCCAGUUUUCUCAGAAAGCCUUUCUGACUGAUCUCAGCAUUACCUCUUUGGAAAAGGAAGGUAGUUCAAGAAAUGAAGAGCUGUUGAUGGGAUGAUUGAAGAAACAGCUAUGAGAGGAUUGGCUCCCAUCUUUUGUUACUCUUGGGACAUCCUGUCAUCUGAGAAUGAACAAAGACCAAUUUUUUGUGUGUGAAGCUUAAGGGUCAUAUGUUUGCUUGUAUUUUUUAAUGCUAAUCUUGUGAAAAUAAUUGACAGGUGAAGGAAAACUCUAUUUAGAUGCAUAUUACUGUACAUGGGACUAUGCUUUUCUCAAAGCCCCAUUAACUGCUUCCUAUAAUUUUGAUAGUGGGACCACAUACGUAAAAAUCUCUCAUUUGUGUGGAGUCA